Messenger RNA from Lolium rigidum, 1352 nucleotides. RefSeq names its product growth-regulating factor 3-like. Gene Ontology annotation, biological process: developmental process; DNA-templated transcription; regulation of DNA-templated transcription. NCBI's taxonomy places the organism in Eukaryota, Viridiplantae, Streptophyta, Magnoliopsida, Poales, Poaceae. Gene Ontology annotation, cellular component: nucleus. The transcript is spliced from 4 exons. The coding region runs from base 1 to 1146 and encodes 381 amino acids. Gene Ontology annotation, molecular function: ATP binding. The record is from RefSeq and is a predicted model, not a curated record.
AUGGCGAUGCCCUUUGCCUCCCUGUCGCCGGCAGCCGACCACCACCGCUCCUCCAUCUUCCCCUUCUGCCGCUCCUCCCCUCUCUACUCCGUCGGCGAGGAGGCGUCUCCGCAGCAGCAGCAGCACGCGAUGAGCGCGCGGUGGGCGGCCCGGCCGGCGCCCUUCACGGCGGCGCAGUACGAGGAGCUGGAGCACCAGGCGCUCAUCUACAAGUACCUCGUCGCCGGCGUCCCCGUCCCGCCGGAUCUCCUCCUCCCCAUCCGCCGGGGCUUCGACUCCCUCGCCGCGCGCUUCUACCACCACCCCGCCCUUGGCUACGGCUCCUACUUCGGCAAGAAGCUGGACCCGGAGCCGGGGCGGUGCCGGCGUACGGAUGGCAAGAAGUGGCGGUGCGCCAAGGAGGCCGCCCAGGACUCCAAGUACUGCGAGCGCCACAUGCACCGCGGCCGCAACCGUUCAAGAAAGCCUGUGGAAACGCAGAUCGUCGCAUCACCCCACCCGCAGCAGCAGCAGCAGCAGCACAACCCCGCCGCCAGCGCCGCCGCGUUCCAGAGCCACUCGCUGUAUCCGGCGAUCGCUAAUGGCGGCGGCGGCUCGUUCGCCUUGGGGUCUACUCAGUCUCAGCUGCACAUGGACAAUGCUGCGCCUUACUCGACCGCUGGAGCUGGUGGGAACAAGGAUUUCAGGUAUUCUACUUAUGGAGUGAGGUCUUCAGCGCUGGACGAGCACAGCCCCUUCAUCACUGCAGCCAUGGACACCUCCAUGGACAACUACUCGUGGCGCCUGCUGCCGUCUCAGACCUCCUCUGCGUUUCCACUGUCGAGCUACCCUAUGCUGGGAACACUGAGCGACCUGGACCAGACGACGAUCUGCUCCCUGCCCAAGACGGACAGGGAGCCGCUGUCUUUCUUCGGGAGCGACUUCGUGACGACGACGACGGACUCGGUGAAGCAGGAGAACCAGACGCUGCGCCCCUUCUUCGAUGAGUGGCCGCCCAAGGCUCGGGACUCGUGGCCGGAGCUGCAGGACGACACCAGCUUCUCCGCCACCAAAUUGUCCAUCUCCAUCCCGAUGACGGCCUCCGACUUCUCCACCACCACCACCACCUCCCCGUCCCCCAACGCCACCGGUAUAUACUCCCGGUAGACGCCUGCCGUGCCCGCCGAUCUGAUCUCUGCUGAUUUGGUUUGCCUAAGCUUUCUGGUCUUCCACGAAGUCCUCAAAUCAACACAGAUGAGUGAAACCGACCGUGAUGUUUAUGUGAGCUGACUGCCGCUUGCUCGCUCGUUUUGUAUGGAUGUUGACCGUGCGUGCAGCAUAAACAAACACUUCGUUAAUUUGUCUUCCUGUAA